UUUUCGUUUAAACUUGUUAAUUUGAGGGGUAGUUUUGCAGAUAUUGAUAUGUGACGGGUGAUUCUACAAAUCCCAUGAUUGUAAGGAGUCUAUGUGCAAAUAACCCCCAAGUUUAACAGACCCCGCCUCGAACAGACCCGUACUUCUUCCCUCCAAAACCUGCACGAACAGAACGAAGCAAAAAAAAACAAAAAAAAAAAACAAAUCAUGCAGAGAUCAACUUUCUUCCCUGUUUCCCCCUCCUCCUCUUUCCUCCUCCAUCCUCGCAAAUUCAAACCCAAACUCCCUCCUCAUCAGUCAACCGGACUCUCUCCAAUCUCCACUCUACAAUGCCCACAACCCGUUCGACAAAAUCCCCCACCGACCUCUGCCUACAUCCACCUCCCCUUCUGCCGCCACCGCUGCCACUACUGUGACUUCACCAUCAUAGCCCUCGGCAACCUCUCUCCCUCACCUGAAAAUGACCCGAGAAUCUCCAAUUACGUCCACCUCCUCCUCCGUGAAAUCCAGUCCACCCGCUCCCGUCCAAACCCUCACCCUCCUCUCCAAACCCUCUUCUUUGGUGGGGGCACUCCCUCUCUCAUCCCCCCGAAACUCCUCUCCUCAGUCCUAGAUGUAAUUUCAUCAAAAUUUGGCAUAAGCCCGGAUGCUGAAAUCUCUAUCGAAAUGGACCCAGGUACUUUUGAUAAGAAAAAAUUAGAUGAAAUUGUGGGAUUGGGGGUGAAUAGGGUGUCGUUGGGAGUGCAGGCAUUUCAAGAGGAGAUGUUGAGGGGAUGUGGGAGAGCUCAUGGGGUGAAGGAGGUGGAGGAGGCGGUGGAGAUGGUGAAUGGGUGUGAUGGGUUGGAGAAUUGGAGCUUGGACUUGAUAUCGUCUUUGCCGUAUCAGAGGGAGGAAAUGUGGAGGGAGAGCUUGCGGAGGGCGGUGGAGGCGGGGCCCACACAUGUCUCAGUUUACGAUCUGCAGGUUGAGAAGGGGACCAAGUUCGCGCAUCUGUACACUCCGGGAGAAUUUCCUCUACCAACAGAAACCCAAUCCGCAGACUUCUACAGAAUAGCAUCAGAAACCCUCACCAACGCGGGAUAUGACCACUACGAGAUCAGCAGCUACUGCAAGGGUGGCUACGAGUGCAGCCACAACCUCGCAUACUGGCAAAACAAACCCUUCUAUGGAUUCGGUCUAGGAUCCACAAGCUACGUUGAUGGAGUCAGAUUCUCAAGGACAAAAAGACUCAAAGACUACACAAACUACGUCCUAAAGUUAGAAAACGAAGAGGUAGAAAAGAGUAAAAAUUUGAUUGUGGAAGCUAAGGAUAUGGCUAUGGAUGUUGUUAUGUUGUCUCUUAGAACGGCGAGGGGUUUGGAUAUGUGUAUGUUUGAGAGGUCUUAUGGAAAGGAGCUAGCGUCAGCAUUGUAUGAGGCUUUUAGGCCAUAUAUUGAGAGUGGGCAUGUGAUUGUUAUGAAUGAGGAUAGAAGGAGAUUGGGGAUUGAGGAGUUUGAGAUGAGGAAGGAGGAGGUUGGUUUUCUUAGGUUAAGUGAUCCUGAUGGAUUUUUGUUGUCGAAUGAGUUGAUCUCUAUUGCAUUUGGGGUUAUAUCUCCCUGAGAGAGAGACUUUUGUAUUGACUUAUCAUAUUUUAUUGUAUGUAUUUCAAAUUUGUAUUAGUUGUUC
Asparagus officinalis (garden asparagus) is the source of this 1665-nucleotide messenger RNA. Its product is annotated as oxygen-independent coproporphyrinogen-III oxidase-like protein sll1917. Gene Ontology annotation, cellular component: cytoplasm. NCBI's taxonomy places the organism in Eukaryota, Viridiplantae, Streptophyta, Magnoliopsida, Asparagales, Asparagaceae. Gene Ontology annotation, biological process: porphyrin-containing compound biosynthetic process. The transcript is spliced from 2 exons. Gene Ontology annotation, molecular function: 4 iron, 4 sulfur cluster binding; coproporphyrinogen oxidase activity. The record is from RefSeq and is a predicted model, not a curated record. Bases 208 to 1599 code for a protein of 463 amino acids.